CCCCACAUAGAUCGUAACCCAAAUCGCUCGAGAUUCGGCACGCAAUGCUCUACCUGGUAACUUAUCAGCUCCGAGCCACUCUCCGCUGCAGGGGCUCGCACUUCCCAACAGUUUCGCCGCUCAUCAUCGCCACAAGUGGUCCGAAAGCAUCUCUUAUUCCGCGACGAUGGAAUUUCGGUUCGGAAAUGUCUGACAACGAUCCCGAUAUCAUAGAACGUGAAAAGAAGAAGAGUUUGGCACGUCGAACGCGUAGCCGCCUGCCGGACGCACCCUUCUGGGACGAAUUGCUGGCCUCCGAGUCUGAAGCUAUAAUCAAAGCAGAGAGAUCCAAAGCUGUUCCUCCCGAUCCAUGCUCGUUGCAACAGACGAGCGUCGAAGAAUUGCUCGUAGAAGACGCGGACGACUACACAUGUGUCUCUGCAACUUCGACGACGGUGGUUGUUGAGCAUCAGCAUAUCGAUAAGGAGAUUAGCCACGAGUCGCAUGUCACUGGAGAAGUUGAGAAGAGGAAAUGAUGAGAGAUGGAGGCAACGGUUCAAGACGGGUCGUUCUUUGCAACGAUCUCGGGCUUCAAUGCACAUUCAUUCCGAGCUGCUGAUGCGAAUACGGCAGUAGGAGAGAAAUAUAUAGGUGCAUAUUGGUCGGGCACUUUGCACGGGAGUGUACAUUCAGGGUAAGGAGAGGCAGGAAGCACGCAAAGCCUGGUACGAUAUGGCUUUGGCCCGGCGCCCUAUUACUAGCAAUGUAUCUCCCAUUUUGCUGUCAACUAGUUGAAGUUCUUCGAGUUUGUCUCAUAGCCAUCCCCGCUUUUGUAUUAAAUGAAUUAUGAAGGAUUUACUGUGAACAAGGCAUCAAAAGC
This is a messenger RNA of Fimicolochytrium jonesii, 859 nucleotides long. RefSeq lists its product as uncharacterized. Bases 45 to 515 code for a protein of 156 amino acids. The transcript is spliced from 3 exons. Lineage: Eukaryota; Fungi; Chytridiomycota; Chytridiomycetes; Spizellomycetales; Powellomycetaceae. The record is from RefSeq and is a predicted model, not a curated record.